ACUUACUUUCUUCUCCGAUCCUCCGUGCGACCGAUUCUCUCACAAUCCCUGACCAGCGCUCUUCGGUCGGUUCCAACUCUGUUCACCUAGCGGGGGGCUGGGACAGCCAUUCCGUCCCCUCCUCGGACUCUCUAGCUCGUUCUUCGACCCGCGGUAUAAGAUUUACUCGUCCCGUAUAUACUGCCCUCCACCAUUGACCAUAUCCUUGCGCCAUGAUCUCAGCCCUUCGUCGCUUUCGCUAGAUCCGAGGCUGUUCGCUUUGCCUGGAGACUCUCUGUAAUUCUCACUGUCGUCUUUUUUUCGUCGUCGGCCUGUGUCUAGCAUCGCUCGCUCCUCACAUCACUUGCACCAACCUUCUCGCCUCUCACAAGCUCGCUGGUCCAUUAAUCCUCCAUUGACGUGAAUGAUCUUAUUGCAAAGAUGACUGCCGUUCUUCCCACCUCUCGAGAGGAGCACUCCCGCUUCUCUCCAGAUUCUUUUCGGUCCCCUAUCACUCAGACCUACUUCAUCGAGGAGCCAGAGAUCGCUACCGCUAAGUCUGCUGUUCAUGGCUUUCGUUCAAGAGCCUAUGCCAAUCCGAUCGGAUCGAUGCACCCUCGCGACCCACCCCCUCCGGAUCUUGCACUCUCUGCUGCGGAUCAUUUCUCGUCGACAGCCACCGCCUUCAGCAGUUUGUCUUUGAAUGUGGGUGACGACCAGGAUGACAGUGAAUUGAUACUACCAUCGUAUGAUUCUCACCAGUUCAUCCCAAAAGAACCGGAAGCUCUCAGUGAAGUAUCAGUAGACUCAUCGGCGGAUCUUCAACGGUGGAGAGCUCAGACACCAGCUGCCGACGACAGUUCAAUCGAAGAUGAGCCGUCGAGACAUGUUGAUUAUUUAUCCCAUGAGUGGCGGCAGGAGGACAUAUGGGCCUCGUGGCGGUAUGUGGUCGCCCGGCGAAGCGCCUACGAUAACGGAGUGAGGUUGGAGAAUGCGUCAUGGCGAACAUGGGGCAAGCUGAAGAUGAAUUUGGGCACGGUGUCCCCAGAGACUCUAAAUUGGCUCAAGGACUGUGACGUGACAUGGCUGUAUGGCCCGUUGAAAACAUGCGAUAGACGAGAACCGACAUUGGAUGACUCCCCACCUCCAAGUCGAUUUGCAACGCCAACUCUUUAUCCGGAUAGGAAGCCGAUUUUGAAAAAGAGAACGGCAUCUGAAACCAUCCUCCAACGAUCUCUAUCCCAGCAUACUCUCCUGCAGCACGCAGGGGCUAUUCUGAAAGCACAGGAGGCGGAGACACAUCGAAGUCGGCCAUCUUUCCAGCGCUGCCCCUCGGACCUUGAGCAGGUGCCAAACCAAUUGGCCGCCACUCUUGUUCCAGUGUCCAUUCGUGGAACCACAACCGAGACAACGUCGUCAGGCAUUGGGUCACCCAGUGAAAAACGACAUAUCCAUUUCAACAAUGAAGUAGUGCAAUGUAUUGCUGUAGAAGCAAAGGAGGAAGACGAUGAAGAGCAAAGGGCUUGCGAUGACUCUUCGUCGGAGGAUGGUGUCGUGAUGAUGAAACAGAUUUAUCCUAACAUAGGACGAAGCGAUCGAGGCACACCCCGUGGUAGUAUUAGUGUUGAUAACAAAACCAUUGCUCCGCUUCCCUCGACAACGUUGAAAUAUCGUGGGGACACUCCUGAGCCUCCGGCAGGCUCGAUAAUGGACCGCUGGUCCUACUAUCUUUCUUCCUCGACUCCAUUGGAACAGACUACUCGACCUUCUGCUUCCGCCAACUUCCUCUUAGACGACGACGGCGGCGAUUAUACCUUUGGGUGGGACUCAAAUCUGGGAUCCCAGGAACCAUCUCAUCACAGCCGUCCCUGGUUCGUCAAUCCAGAAGAUGACGAAGAGCUUGGUCACUACUUCGGCUCGACGUCAACGGGGUCCACUCCCACCGAAGACGAGGAAACUUCGAAUGGCAGCGUCCUUGAGCGCUUUAUUGAUACAAUGAAUACAGCCAAAGACAUCGCUCACGUGAUAUGGAAUGUGGGCUGGCGACGGUGAUCCCGCUCUACCUUCCUAAUGCAUCACCUGAAAGCACCUUCUAGUCGGAAGAAGAACAUCUCUUAUUUGAAUUUACUUAUACAUCAUACGACUGGCAAGAUAGGCCGAGGCGUUCCGGGUUAUAAUGAUGUUUUAACGCUGUCCUUUUCUUGCAUCCGCCAAGGGUAAAAGAGGCGGGGUUUCGUUCACCUGGUUAUGAUACUGAGCUGAGUUUAUGGAAAGCUCCGUGACUGGAGGUAUGUGGGGGAGUUCAGGCAUCUUAUUUUCAGUCUGGCGUUUCUAAUGGGGCGGAAGUCUGCGGCAUGGAGAGCCCGAGCAUAUCGGCGGUAAUGACAAUGAGUAUAUCAUGAAUAAUCAAGCAGUGAUAAUAAAUCAAUGGGACCCUAGCGUGUGAAUGCUACUUUUGAUCACAAACUGCUGCCUUGAAGAAUAGUAUU
This is a messenger RNA of Aspergillus aculeatus ATCC 16872, 2468 nucleotides long. RefSeq names its product protein phosphatase regulator REG1. The transcript is spliced from 2 exons. Lineage: Eukaryota; Fungi; Ascomycota; Eurotiomycetes; Eurotiales; Aspergillaceae. The record is from RefSeq and is a predicted model, not a curated record. Gene Ontology annotation, biological process: cellular response to glucose starvation; protein catabolic process in the vacuole. Bases 421 to 2031 code for a protein of 536 amino acids.